CGAUCCCUUGCCCCCCUCAGUACUCUUAACAGAACUAAACUAGGAUAUCAAGUCCCUAGUGCAUCUGUGAGAAAGCUUUCAUGGGGAACCCUGGUGCAUUUCAUCAUUCUAUUACCCUGCAAUCCUUAACUGUCUUCUCCCUAGUUGCAGUUCUUGCAGCAGAUCAUGUCCAGGGACGAGACGAUGGGUGCGCACCUUUCUCCUGUGGGCAUCUGCAAGAUAUACGGCCUCCUUUCCGUCGGCAAGGUGAUCCUCUUGAGUGUGGUGUUGAAGCAUACGAGCUGAGUUGUACCAGUAGCAAGGCUACCAUUCACAUCAGCACAGGAACAUACUAUGUGACUGCCAUCAACUACACUGGUUCCUACUUCUGGGUCAUCGACACCAACUUCGAUACCAUCAGCAGCUGCCCUCUUCCACUGUGGAAUCACGUUCCUUACGGUCGAUACUUGGACGGAAUUAAUUCAGUUUCACCACCUGGCUUUCUGUAUUUGGUCUCUCAAAGCUACGACAUAGCUUGUUUUGCUAAUUGUUCGCAAGCAGUGACGGAUAGUAGUUCAUACAAGCCCGUUUCUUGCCUGAGUGCCAACAAUUCACAUGUUUAUGUCUGGGUGUCUCACUACAGUUGUGUGGUUGAAGAUUUUGAACCUUAUUGUGGAUAUCUGGCCAAGAUUCCAUUUGGUAAGGAUUAUACUCCUUAUUGGCAGAAUGCAAGUUAUGCAGAUAUCACACAAUUCAUAGGUAAGGGGUUUACUGUCCAAUUUCCUGUGGACAUCAUGGGGCCUUCUGCCUCUGUGAAGUUAAGAAAGAACAUCAAUAUAUGCCUCAACAAUUCAAUUAGCUACUUCAAGGAGCAAUCAUGUGGUGCGAGCAUUGUGAAUUGGGCUCAUGCUUUUUUCUGGAGUGAAGUGCACUUCUUAGAAUGCGUGACUCAAAGCUCUGAAGAUCACUACUACACAACACAGUUUGUUUUGGUUGUUGUGACCAUAUUUUCGGCGAUUGCCAUCCCCAAGUUCUUUUUCGUACUAUGCAGGCUGUUGUUGGCACCCCUGGCUGUAUGGAUAUUCCUAGCCUACAAGUACAUGAAAACAAGGAUCAUAAUUGAUGCAGUUGAGAAGUUCCUCAGGAUUCAACAAAUGAUUGGCCCGAUGAGGUACUCGUACACAGAUAUAGUUGCAGUCACAAGCCAUUUCAGAGAUAAAUUGGGCCAAGGGGGCUACGGCACUGUGUACAAGGGCAUCCUACUCCCAGGCGGUGUCCAUGUUGCUGUGAAGAUGUUGGAGGGCAACUCCAACUGCAAUGGAGAAGAUUUCAUCAGCGAGGUCUCCACCAUCGGCAGGAUCCACCACGUCAACGUGGUGCGUUUAGUGGGCUUCUGCUCAGAGGAAAUGAGAAGGGCCUUAGUCUACGAGUACAUGCCCCACGGUUCUCUCGACAAGUACAUCUUCUCUGCUGAGAAGAGCUUUUCUUGGGACAAGCUCAACGAGAUUGCUUUGGGCAUUGCGAGGGGGAUCAACUACUUACACCAGGGGUGCGACAUGCAGAUUUUACACUUUGACAUCAAGCCGCACAACAUCCUUCUCGAUAGCAAUUUCGUCCCAAAGGUCGCAGAUUUCGGGCUUGCCAAGCUGUACCCAAGGGGCGACAGUUUUGUUCCUUUGAGCGCCAUGCAGGGAACCGUCGGCUACAUAGCCCCCGAGAUGAUAUCCCGGAGCUUCGGCGUCAUAUCCAGCAAGUCCGACGUGUACAGCUUCGGGAUGUUGCUGCUGGAGAUGGCCGGCGGGAGAAGGAACGCUGAUCCAAACAUGGGGUCCUCAAGCCAGGCAUACUACCCUUCAUGGGUGUACGACCGGCUGACUCAGGAAGAAGCAGGCGAGAUAUCUGCUGUUGCUGCUGACAUGCAUGAGCUGGAGAAGAAGCUAUGCGUUGUCGGAUUAUGGUGCAUUCAAAUGAGGUCUCGUGAUCGGCCAACCAUGGGCGAGGUCAUUGAGAUCCUGCAGUCUGGGGUUGAUGGCCUAGAGAUGCCUUCGAGGCCGUUUUUCUGUGACGAAGGGCACAUCCAUGUGGAGGACUCUUACCAUUUCACUUCUGAGCUGACGACAGUCUCAGAGGAGGAACUGUCUGCGGUGUCCGAGGAAGACGAUAUGUGAGGUAUUAAUUUAUUAUGUAUGUAUGUAUAUGUGUAUCAUGGGGUGAUGCACUUUAUAUGUAACAGUACCAUCCACUAUAAAUGCCUUCUACAAGCUGUCUUGCUUGCAA
Molecule: messenger RNA, 2256 nt
Organism: Hordeum vulgare subsp. vulgare (domesticated barley)
Lineage: Eukaryota; Viridiplantae; Streptophyta; Magnoliopsida; Poales; Poaceae
Product: LEAF RUST 10 DISEASE-RESISTANCE LOCUS RECEPTOR-LIKE PROTEIN KINASE-like 2.4
Exons: 3
Coding region: 81-2147 (688 amino acids)
Biological process (GO): protein phosphorylation
Molecular function (GO): protein kinase activity; ATP binding; polysaccharide binding
Source: RefSeq, a predicted model, not a curated record